Messenger RNA from Anopheles coustani, 3696 nucleotides. RefSeq names its product vacuolar protein sorting-associated protein 11 homolog (gene Vps11). Gene Ontology annotation, biological process: vacuole organization; endosome organization; vesicle-mediated transport. Bases 79 to 3357 code for a protein of 1092 amino acids. Gene Ontology annotation, cellular component: HOPS complex; endosome. The record is from RefSeq and is a predicted model, not a curated record. The transcript is spliced from 5 exons. Lineage: Eukaryota; Metazoa; Arthropoda; Insecta; Diptera; Culicidae. Gene Ontology annotation, molecular function: protein binding; protein-macromolecule adaptor activity.
UCCCGGAGGAACAUCUUCGUGUUCCGUGAAUACGCCCUCAAUUAUAGGUUUAAAAUAGUGCAUAUCCAACGUUUCCGGAUGGCUAUAUUCGAGUGGCGCAAGUUUAACUUUUUCGACCUCCGCAAGGGUGUCGAUAAGGAUAAGGUGUCCGAGGCCUUGCAAGGGGCCAAGAUUACAGCCACGGCAAACGGCAACAGUUUGAUAGUGAUCUGUGAUUCCAGCGGCUUCAUCCACACGUUCACCCGUACGUGGGUUGCGGUUAGUUUCAAAGGCCACGAAGGUUCGAUACUGUUGUGUGAUAUUUCCAAGCAAAACAAUCUGCUCGUGACGGUGGGCGAAGAUAUCAACGGACCGUCGUUUAAGGUGUGGAAUUUAUCGAAGAUUUCCACCGUCAAUGGAGCGCAAUGUUUGCGUACGGUACGCACGAUGGUUUCCGUGCCGACGGCACUGGCCGUCUCCGAAGGUGGUCAGUUCAUGGCGAUUGGGUUUGCGCAGGGCAACAUAUCGCUGUACCGUGGUGACAUCAGCCGAGAUCGAUCGAAAACGCUAAAACAGCUGACGGCAGGUACUAGUGACAUCGUGGGCAUUGCGUUCAAGCACUGCCACAAGCACACGCAAAUGUUUGUCUGCUCCAACUCCGGUGUGUACCUGUACAAUCUGCACAGUCGCGACAAGGAAAUUCGCGUCAUUCUGUCCAGCAUGAAGAAGGAGGUCGGUUGCUGUGCCCUACAAACCGGUCACAACGAGGGCCAUUUUAUGGUUGGGCUUGACGAUGCCGUCUACUGCUACACGUCCGACGGGCGGGGACCAUGUUACGCGUUGGAGGGAAGCAAAACACUGCUGCACUGGUAUCGGUCCCAUCUGCUGGUCGUGAUGCGUAGCCCACGGUCUCCCGGUGGUUACAAUCUCACCGUGAUCGAUAUACAGAACAAAUUCAUCGUCUUUACCUCUCCCAUAGAGGAGGUCGUGGCAAUCCUAACCGAGUUUGGUACGUGCUACAUUCUAACGGAAGGCAAACAGAUUUUGCAUCUCGACGAAAAGGACCUCCAGAGCAAGUUGAAUGUGCUGUUUAAGAAAAAUCUGUACGACAUUGCUGUGCGCAUCGCCAAGUGCAACCAGUACGAUGCCGAAGGGCUGGCGGGAAUCUUCAAGCAGUACGGUGACCACCUGUACAGCAAGGGUGACUUUGGCGGGGCAGUAGAACAGUACUCCAAAACGAUUGACUAUCUGGAACCGUCGUAUGUAAUACAGCGCUUUUUGGAUGCAAGGCACAUUCACUUUCUGACGGACUAUCUGCAAACGAUUCAUGCGAAAGGACGGGCAACGGCCGACCAUACCACGCUCCUGUUGAACUGUUUCACCCGGCUCGACCGCACGACACAGCUAAAGGAAUUCUUGAAGAACGACCAGAAAUCGAACCUGUUCGAUAUCGACGUCGCAAUCAAGGUGUGCCGCGAUGCGUCCUACGUUGAAGAAGCGUUCCAGUUGGCAAAGGCUCACCAAAAGCACGACGCUUGUCUCAGCAUCCUGACCGAGGACAUGGGCCAGCACGAGGAAGCACUCAGCUACAUCGAGAUGCUACCUCUGGCGGACGCGGAAGGAAUCUUGAAAAAGUACGGUUCCGCGCUGAUGACCAACUGUCCGGAUAGAACGAUCACUCUGCUGAAGAAGCUUUGCACCGACCUGGCCACCUACCGGAACUCUACGCCCGGCAGGGAUGCUUUGAUGGUGGACGAUUUGCUGGCAGACUUGCACAUCAACGAAGAACGCCCACCGCCGCGUGGCACCGCGGAGGAUUUUAUACACCUGUUUUCCGAUACGGACCAGUUGAUCGAUUUUCUCGAGCAUCUUGUGCGAUUCGUGCCAUCCAGCAGUCAGUGCGUUUAUAGCACACUGAUCGAACAUUACCUUUACAAGUGGCAGGAAUCGCCGGCAAUGGAGGCAAAGUUGCUCGAGCUGUUGCGAUACAAUGGCGAGCGGUACGACAAAAACCAUGCGCUCGCCCAGUGCCGGAUGUACGAGUUUUGGCCCGGCGUGAUGUAUCUGUACGAGGAGGAUAAACUGUAUCAUCUGAUCAUACGGCACUACCUCAAGCACCGGGAGUACGACAAUUUGCUAGCGUGCUGUCGGAAGUUGGCACACAACAAUGCAUCACUUUGGUUGCUCACGCUGAACGGGCUCAAGAGUGACAGCCGAGCUCCGCCACAUCUUUUCAACCAAAUUCUGCAAGUUAUCUCCCAGAAAAAACUGCAAGCGCCACUGCAAGUGCUCGACUGUUUGGCGGUCGAGGACGGACCGACGUUUCUCUCGGUAAAGGAUUACUUUAUGCAGGUAUUCCAAAAAGAGCAAGAUACCAUCCGUCAGGAGGAGGAGCUUGCGCGAACCUACAGUGAAGAGUCUGCCGUCAUCAAGAGGCACAUAAAACAUCUGCAGGAGGGCAACGUUGAGUUUCAGAAUACGACCUGCGACGCAUGCAAGCAACCACUGUCGAUGCCGGCACUGUUUUUCCUCUGCAAACAUUCCUACCAUCAAGACUGCAUUCGAAGCUACACCGAUACGGAGCGGGACUGCCCGGUGUGCAAUAAGAACAACAUGCAGCUGAUCGAGGCACUGCGAGCGCAAAGUGAGGCGCGCGAUCAGCACGAAAUGUUCCACGAUAUUCUCGAGCGGUCGCCGGAGCCGUUCUCGGUGGUGGCGGAUUAUUUCGGUCGAGGACUGUUUAACAAGCUGCUGAUCGUAGAGGAACUUGAUCAAUCGACGGAACAUACCGAAACAACGAAGCAACCUGAACGAACUAAACCACCCCAAGUUGGAAUAGAGCCGAAGGGGGGCAGCAAACAGACGUCUUCCUAUAGCAUCAAUACCCCCAGCCCUAGUAACUAUGGUGCCGGAGCGGAAGCGCGAUUACGCCAGGAGGAAGGCCGUACGGCGGGGCAGGUGCGCCUCGAGCCACAGGAGAGCGAAAUGCGUUUGCGGCUGAUGGAACAGGAGCGCAUACGGCAACGACAACAGGCCGCCAACAUUGUUCAGCAACAGAUGAAAAUCCGGGACGACCGUGGCCCCAAGACGCAGUCUCCGUAUGGUAGUCCGAAGCCUUCGGCGGCCGGAUUCGCCAAUGCUAAUCCAUUUGAGAAGAAAAUCUCCGUACCGCCGAGCAAACCGUUCGUACCGGUUGCUAAGCCGGCAGCGUCCAGCAAAAAUCCCUUCGAUGAUGGAGAAUCAAUGGCGGGAGAGGCCGGCGAGUACGACAAUACCAAAAAUCCGUUCGGCGAAGAGACCACCGGCGGGGGCCGUAAUAACGCAAGUAAUCCGUUCGAAGAGGAAUACGACAGUAAAUUGGAUCCGUUUGCUGAAUAAUUUACUUGCAGUGCAAAUUUAUCGAAUCGUUUCGGAUGAACAACCAUAUUCCGUAUGUGUAUGUAAUCAAUUGUACUACUCUCUGUUGCUGUUGCUUGUUAAUUUUCCUUCAGUUAGUAUCUGUACUCAAGCCGCUGUCAGUUCAGUUAGUAUCUGUACUCAACCUCAAACAACGCAGAACAAAAUACAUACGUUUAACUAUCCCUUGCGAACAAUUUGAAUUAAUUUCACCUUUUUUUAUUAGGCUUUCUCAGCCCGUUUCGGAAACGACAUAUAAAUGGAACAAAUAAAGUAAACGAAAAGUGUGAGUAGUAAAUCGAUAUAAUCGAAGAGCUGCAG